UCCACGUUAUGAACGGACCAAUCGUGCGACAGGUCCUGGUUCUGGGCUCCGCUGGGUCUUGCCGGAGCAUGAACAAGGAUGUGGAUAUGCAAAGCUGCCAAGUGCCAGAUGAUGGAGGAGCGUGCCAACCUGAUGCACAUGAUGAAGCUCAGCAUCAAAGUUCUGCUCCAGUCCGCUAUGAGCCUGGGCCGCAGCCUGGACACGGACCAUGCCCCCCUGCAGCAGUUCUUUGUAGUGAUGGAGCACUGCCUCAAACACGGGCUGAAAGUUAAGAAGAGUUUUAUUGGCCAAAAUAAAUCUUUCUUUGGUCCUCUGGAGCUGGUGGAAAAACUUUGUCCAGAAGCGUCAGAUAUAGCCACUAGUGUCAAAAAUCUGCCAGAAUUAAAGACAGCUGUGGGAAGAGGAAGAGCCUGGCUCUACCUUGCACUCAUGCAAAAGAAACUGGCCGAUUAUCUGAAAGUGCUUGUAGACAAUAAACAUCUCUUGAGUGAGUUCUAUGAGCCCGAGGCAUUAAUGAUGGAAGAAGAAGGGAUGGUGAUUGUCGGUCUGCUGGUGGGACUCAAUGUUCUCGAUGCCAAUCUCUGCUUAAAAGGAGAAGACUUGGACUCUCAGGUUGGUGUGAUUGAUUUUUCCCUCUACCUUAAGGAUGUGCAGGAGCUCGAUGGUGGCAAAGAGCAAGAAAGAAUUACUGAUGUCCUUGACCAAAAGAAUUACGUGGAAGAACUCAACCGGCACUUGAGUUGCACCGUUGGGGAUCUUCAGGCCAAAAUAGAUAGCUUGGAAAAGACAAAUUCAAAGCUUCAAGAAGAGCUUUCAGCUGCAGAAGGCCGGAUUUGUUCACUUCAAGAAGAACAGCACCAAUUGAGAGAACAAAAUGAACUGAUUCGUGAAAGAAGUGAAAAGAGUGUGGAGAUAACAAAACAGGAUACAAAAGUAGAGCUGGAUACUUACAAGCAAACACGGCAAGGUCUGGAUGAGAUGUACAGUGACGUGUGGAAGCAGUUAAAGGAGGAGAAGAGAGUCCGACUGGAACUAGAAAAAGAACUGGAGUUACAAAUUGGAAUGAAAACGGAAAUGGAAAUUGCAAUGAAAUUACUGGAAAAGGACACCCAUGAAAAACAGGAUACUCUAGUGGCCCUUCGCCAGCAGCUCGAAGAAGUCAAAGCGAUAAACUUACAGAUGUUUCGCAAGGUUCAGAACGCAGAGAGCAGUUUACAGCAGAAGAAUGAAACCAUCACAUCUUUUGAAGGAAGAACCAAUCAAGUUCUGUCCAACAUGAAGCAAAUGGAAGAAAGGCUGCAACAUUCGGAGCGGGCCAGGCAGGGGGCCGAGGAGCAGAGCCACAAGCUACAACAGGAGCUGGGCGGGCGGGUGGGUGCCCUGCAGCAGCAGCUCGCCCAGCUGCAUGCACAGUGCUCAAGUCUAGAGAAAGAGUUGAAGUCCGAAAAAGAGCAGAGACAAGCUCUCCAGCGAGAAUUGCAGCAUGAGAAAGACAAUUCCUCUCUCCUUCAAACAGAGCUGCAACAAGUAAAAGGAUUAAAAAAGGAGCUGCGGGAACUCCAGGACGAGAAGGUGGAGCUGCAGAAGGUGUGUGACGAGCAGGAACAAGCCCUCCAGGAAAUGGGACUGCACCUCAGCCAGUCAAAACUGAAGAUGGAAGACAUAAAAGAAGUAAAUAAGGCACUGAAGGGCCACACUUGGCUAAAAGAUGACGAAGCAACACACUGUAAACAGUGUGAGAAGGAAUUCUCCAUUUCCCGGAGGAAGCACCACUGCCGCAACUGUGGCCAUAUCUUCUGCAACACAUGCUCCAGCAACGAGCUGGCCCUGCCCUCCUACCCCAAGCCAGUCCGCGUGUGCGACAGCUGCCACACCCUGCUCCUGCAGCGCUGCUCCUCCACCGCCUCCUAAGGACCGUCCUCCAGAGGGGCGGCGGCAGCCUCAGAAGGAACGGUGCCACUCUCUGGGUCUCAGGGUAACAAUCAGGGCUUCAGGACAUCUGUUGUUUCCCAAGAUAUUAAGGGAAAGAAGAAAAUUUUCACCAGGGCUGCCAGCAUUCUGGCCAAUUGCUCAGCGGAACUGGAUGCUGGGCUUCCGGCUUCAAUUUGUAUGGAAUCAGGUCCUCUGGAUGCGUCUUCUCCAGCUUCACGCGACAUCACUGGUGUUUCUUCAGAUGGAACGUUACCGUUUUGCUACUAUCUUUUCUGAGAAUUAACCUCUUCGGUAGCAGGUGUGGGGAGUAAUUAAUCGAUCCUGUUCCUCCUUGUCCCCACCUGCCCUCCAAGCCCUUUAGUUUGUCCGUCAGCGUGCCUUCCCUGCUUCAGGUUUGCCACCCCAUACCCUUCGUCAGUACCUAGGACUGGCUCUCAAUAAAAUCGGUUAUUUUCCA
Echinops telfairi (small Madagascar hedgehog) is the source of this 2389-nucleotide messenger RNA. RefSeq names its product RUN and FYVE domain containing 1 (gene RUFY1). Gene Ontology annotation, molecular function: metal ion binding. Gene Ontology annotation, cellular component: cytoplasm. Bases 79 to 1911 code for a protein of 610 amino acids. The record is from RefSeq and is a predicted model, not a curated record. Lineage: Eukaryota; Metazoa; Chordata; Mammalia; Afrosoricida; Tenrecidae. Gene Ontology annotation, biological process: protein transport; regulation of endocytosis. The transcript is spliced from 18 exons.